This is a messenger RNA of Maylandia zebra (zebra mbuna), 3021 nucleotides long. RefSeq names its product scinderin like b (gene scinlb). Gene Ontology annotation, molecular function: actin filament binding; phosphatidylinositol-4,5-bisphosphate binding. Gene Ontology annotation, biological process: cell projection assembly; actin filament severing; barbed-end actin filament capping. The record is from RefSeq and is a predicted model, not a curated record. NCBI's taxonomy places the organism in Eukaryota, Metazoa, Chordata, Actinopteri, Cichliformes, Cichlidae. Gene Ontology annotation, cellular component: cytoplasm; actin cytoskeleton.
CACAUCAAAACCAGAGAGUGUCCAUAAUCGCCUCACUGCCGCAUCUACGAUCUCCAUCGACUCGUCUGCGCAUCUCUCUCUCUCUCCUGUGUGAUUCAUCCUUCAAACAAACUAGCAUCAUGGUUAGCCAUAAGGAGUUUGAAACUGCAGGGAAGAAGCCAGGGCUGCAGGUGUGGCGUAUCGAGAGCAUGGACCUCAAGCCGGUUCCCAAAGCCCUGCACGGCUCCUUUUACACCGGAGAUGCCUACCUGCUGCUCUUCACCACCUCAGCCCCAUCAUACAACAUUCACAUGUGGUUGGGGGAUGAGUGUUCACAGGAUGAGAGUGGAGCGACAGCGAUCUUUGCCUCACAGCUGGAUGACUUCCUGGGUGGUGGCCCGGUGCAGUACAGGGAGGUGCAGAACUACGAGUCCAACACUUUCCUGGGUUACUUCAAGUCAGGCAUCAAGUACCAGAAAGGAGGUGUGGCCUCAGGUUUCAAACAUGUAGUGACCAACGGCGUGGAUGUAAAACGCCUGCUGCACGUUAAGGGUCGCAGGGUCAUCAGAGCAACCGAGGUGAAUAUGUCCUGGGAUAGCUUCAACAAAGGAGACUGCUUCAUCAUUGACCUGGGAAAGGACAUCUAUCAGUGGUGCGGCAGUGAGUGUAACCGUUUUGAGCGGCUGAAGGCCUCCGAGGUCACCAUCGACAUCAGAGAUAAUGAGAGGAACGGCAGAGCCAAAGUGCAUAUGGUGGAGGAGGGGGACGAGCCGGCUCCCAUCAUAGAGGUUCUAGGACCAAAAACCUCCAUCGCCCCCAGUACUCCGGAUGACGACAAGGUGGAGACUUCCAACAGGAAGAAGGCUGCCCUCUACAUGAUCUCAGAUGCAUCUGGGUCUAUGAAGGUGUCGUCUGUGGCUGCAUCCAGUCCCUUCAAACAGGCCAUGCUGUCUCCGGAGGAGUGCUACAUCCUGGACAACGGGGUGGACAAGACCAUCUUUGUGUGGAAAGGCCCUAAGGCCACUGUGUCGGAGCGUAAAGCAGCCAUGGCUGCAGGUCAGAAGUUCAUCACUGAUAAGGGAUACAACAAAAAUACAACGAUCCAAGUACUUCCUGCAGGUGGCGAAACGUCUCUCUUUAAGCAGUUCUUUUCCGACUGGAGGGAUAAGGAUGAGACCACAGGUCCCAGUAAGGCCUACACUAUUGGCCGCAUAGCCAAAGUGGAGCAGGUUCCCUUUGAUGCCUCUACCCUACACACAAACAAAGCCAUGGCAGCGCAGCACGGCAUGGUGGACGAUGGCAAGGGCAAAGUCCAGAUCUGGCGUGUCGAGAAUGGUGCAAAUGUGCCCGUGGAUCCCUCCUCUUAUGGUCACUUCUAUGGGGGCGACUGUUACCUCAUCCUCUACAGCUACAGACAGGGAUCACGGGAGCAGCACAUCAUAUACACAUGGCAGGGGCUGAAGUGCACACAAGACGAACUGGCCGCUUCGGCGUUCCUCACAGUGAAGCUGGAUGACUCAAUGGGAGGAGCCCCAGUUCAGGUGAGAGUGUCACAGGGUCAGGAGCCUCCCCACCUGAUGAGCAUCUUCAAGGACAAGCCAAUGAUCAUCCACAGUGGAGGAACGUCACGCAAAGGUGGACAGACACAAGCCGCCAGCAGUCGCCUCUUCCACAUCCGGCAGAGCUCCUCCAAUGCUACCCGUGCGGUGGAGGUCCAAGCUACUGCCUCCAAUCUGAACACCAACGAUGUUUUUGUGUUGAAAACGCCAAGUGGCUUGUUUGUGUGGCGUGGCGUGGGCGCCAGCGAUAAAGAGAUGGAAGCAGCCAAGCAUGUGGUGGCUUUCCUGGGUGGUAGUCCCAGCAAUGUGUCAGAGGGCAAGGAGCCAGCUGACUUCUGGUCUGCUCUGGGAGGCAAAACGGAUUACCAGACGUCAAAGAGUCUGCAGAGCGGGAUCAGACCCCCACGUCUCUUUGGCUGCUCCAACAAAACAGGAAGACUCAGUGUGGAAGAAGUUCCUGGAGACUUCACUCAAUCAGAUCUGGCCACUGAUGAUGUAAUGCUCCUUGACACCUGGGAUCAGGUCUACAUUUGGAUUGGCAAAGAUGCCAAUGACGUGGAAAAGGAAGGAGCUCCCAAGAUAGCAAAAGAAUAUGUGGACUCGGAUCCCUCCGGUCGCAAAGGAAUUCCCAUCACCACCAUCAAACAGGGAGCAGAGCCUCCAACUUUCACUGGCUGGUUCCAGGCUUGGGAUCCCAAGAUGUGGGACACAGAUCCAUUGGACCGAAUCCGUGCCCGCUUCUGAACACAGAACUCCAGGCUCUCCGUCUAUGUCUGACUCCUUACCUAUCCUGCAGUCCCUAAUGCUGUUUUUAUUCAUUUUAAUUUCAAUCCCCAAGUGCCAAAAACCAAUGCUAUCGUCGUUAUCACCCUUAAUAGCUGCCUCAGCAACAGUGCAGUGUACUGGGCUUCAUAAACAGGAAUGAAUCACAUCUGCAUGCAAACGAUGGCUUCUGCUAGCAGUUAUGUUUAAUUGAUCAAAAUGGUUGAUUGAUCAUAUCCAAAAGCCUUUACAUGUUUAGCAAAUACCCACUGAGGGCUCUAAUAGGAAUAAGAAAAUACGAAAGCCAUUUAGGCAGCUGGACAAAUCCUCUGUUUCUGUUUUUUUUUACUGUUCUACUUGUGUGUUCAGAAGGAGCCAUUCUCUCAUGCUUUCCUUACAGUUUCUAUAUCAAAACAGCUUCCUUCUUUAGUACACAUAAAUGCAUGGUGUUUUAUGAUUGAUAAUGGAAAGUUGUAUACUUGCUAUGAGUUGCACGGAGCUUUUUUUGGGGGGGGAUCUGUGCUCAUGAAUUUAAGAGUCACACAAUGGUAAAUGGCCUGUAUUUGUAUAGUGCUAUUCUAGUCCCUAAGGACCCCAAAGGGCUUUACACAAUCAGUCACCCACCCAUUCACACAAUGGUAUGUGUAUGUCACAUGUUAAAAAUCUAUUAAAUGGGAUUUUCACAUAGAUGACUUUUAAAUAAAGCUCACAGUGUUUCAAA